ACUACUACUACCUACCACUACUACAGUAAUAUUAUUAUUCUUAUCUCCUUGACUUAACUAUUGCCAGCCAUUAUUUAUUUCAUUAUUGCGCAAAACGUUGUAACAGAAGACACAAUUAAAGUAUUUCCGCAUUAAAAAAAACCUUUUAAACAUUAGUGCUGCACUACUUAAAGUUAGUUUUCAUUAUUAUUGAUUGUAUUCAAAAUGCCGGCUAAAGCAGUGUGCGUUUUAAAUGGAGAUGUUAAAGGGACUGUUUUCUUCAGCCAAGAGAAUGACAAAGCCCCAGUAGUGGUGACCGGAGAGGUGUCAGGAUUAACAAAGGGUAAACAUGGUUUCCAUGUGCAUGAGUUUGGUGACAACACAAACGGCUGCACGUCCGCCGGCGCACACUUCAACCCAGGGAAGCAGGAGCACGGCGCGCCCACCGCCACCGUGCGCCAUGUCGGCGAUCUCGGCAACAUCGAGGCCACCGCUGACGGAGGAGUCACAAAGGUUUGCAUCCAAGACUCGCAGAUCUCCCUGUCUGGACCGAACAGCAUAAUCGGGCGCACGCUGGUGGUGCACGCGGACCCCGACGACCUCGGCAUCGGCGGCCACGAGCUCAGCAAGACCACCGGCAACGCGGGCGCGCGCAUCGCCUGCGGGGUCAUAGGACUCGCCAAGUCUUAAUGCACCAACUAAUAUAGCUCUUAGUCUAUAUCGGUCCAAAUAUUGUCUAUGGUUUGACAUAUUCUUAAAACAAAUUAUAUAAUUCUUGUUGAAGUCGUCUUAUCCACUUAUUUAUUGUCCUACAGUAAAAUUUGGACCACAUUGUCACAACUUGUAGGGAACCAGUUGAAUAUUCUCAUGUUAUUUAAUGCUAGAUUUUUGCAUUCCUUAAGCCUACCAUUGCUCUUGUUGCUGUCCUCCAGUGGGUGUAGGGAACAUUGAAAUGUAUGCUUGUUUUGUUUUUUUAAUAAAUGUUUAUAACUAGCA
This is a messenger RNA of Papilio polytes (common Mormon), 975 nucleotides long. It is a transcript of the gene Sod1, whose product is annotated as superoxide dismutase [Cu-Zn]. Bases 205 to 669 code for a protein of 154 amino acids. NCBI's taxonomy places the organism in Eukaryota, Metazoa, Arthropoda, Insecta, Lepidoptera, Papilionidae. Gene Ontology annotation, molecular function: superoxide dismutase activity; copper ion binding. The transcript has 4 exons. The record is from RefSeq and is a predicted model, not a curated record. Gene Ontology annotation, biological process: removal of superoxide radicals.